Molecule: messenger RNA, 3506 nt
Organism: Tupaia belangeri chinensis (Chinese tree shrew)
Lineage: Eukaryota; Metazoa; Chordata; Mammalia; Scandentia; Tupaiidae
Gene: STARD5
Product: StAR related lipid transfer domain containing 5
Exons: 7
Coding region: 82-864 (260 amino acids)
Biological process (GO): cholesterol import
Molecular function (GO): cholesterol binding; cholesterol transfer activity
Source: RefSeq, a predicted model, not a curated record
GCCUCCCAUCUGCAGCGGACUCAGACGCCGCGGCUUGCACUUCUCGGGACCCCCCGGGAUCCACGUUCAGUCCCCGGAGCCAUGGACCCGACUUUGGCCGCGCAGAUGAGCGAGGAGGUGGCCGAGAAGAUGCUCCAGUACCGGCGAGACUCGUCAAGCUGGAAGAUUUGCCGAGAAGGCAAUGGAGUUUCGGUUUCCUGGAGGCCAUCUGUGGAGUUUCCAGGGAACCUGUACCGAGGAGAAGGCGUGGUCUUGGGGACCCCGGAGGAAGUGUGGGAGUGUGUUAAGCCAGUGGCUGGGGGCCUCCGAGUGAAGUGGGAUGAGAAUGUGAACGGCUUUGAAGUGAUCCAGAGCAUCACUGAUACGCUGUGCGUGAGCAGGACCUCCACCCCGUCUGCCGCCAUGAAGCUCAUUUCUCCCAGGGACUUUGUGGACUUGGUGCUGAUCAGGAAGUACGAGGACGGGACCAUCAGCUCCAACGCGACCCACGUGGAACACCCGCUGUGUCCCCCGAAGCCGGGUUUCGUGAGAGGAUUCAACCAUCCCUGCGGCUGCUUCUGCGAGCCUGUGCCAGGGGCUCUGCCCCGAGUGAGUUCUCCCUGUGCAUUUGCUGGGUGGAAUUGCAUUUCUUGGAUGGAAGGGGUCCUCUCCUUGCCUGAAGGCCUGGAGGGGCUGUCGAAUGCCAGAACAUCCACCAGAGCACACAUUUCUCCUCUGCAAGGAGCCCGGCAAGACCAACCUGGUCACAUUCUUCCAGACCGACCUCAGCGGUUACCUCCCCAAGAGCGUGGUGGACUCCUUCUUCCCCCGCAGCAUGGCCGGCUUCUACAGCAACCUCCAGAAAGCCAUGAAGCAAUUUCAUGACUGACGCCAUCAGUUGGCUGGCAGAGAACGUCCGUGACUCAUCUGGGCGUUCCCACUGUUGGACACCGAAGGGUCGAGGAGAACCCAAAGGCCUACGUCCGCCCUUUGGAACAAGCAAGGGGACAGCUCGUCUCUGAGGACACCAGCUAAGUCCACCUCCUGCCCCCUCCUGCCUGCUUUUCCACUGAGGGUUGGCGUGGGAAGAGCCAUUCACUGGCUUCGAACUGUCUGCCACCACCCCGGACAGAGAGGACCCAAGCCAAGCCUCUGGGCACUGAGGCAUCGUGGUCCAGAGCCUUGAUGUGUGGGCCACUGUCACGGACUGUUCCCUUCGUCCCAGAGAAUCAUCGUUGAUACUGAAGAACCAGGUCCUGCUGGCAUUUUAGCCUCUGGAAUUCUCCCCAACUCUGCUGCAAAGCCCUAAGAUGAAAGGACUUGAAGACAUUUAUGGAAAAAAAAUGGAAUUAAAGUACCAGUUCCUUUUGGUGUGAAAAGAUUUGAAAUCCGAGCCUAGUUUUUUCAUAGUAUGCCUUUUUCAUGAACUUUUUGAAGAUCCCCCACCUCGUAUAUUUUUCUGAUAGCGCUCUCUGGACGACUGCGUCGUAGCGAGCACGAUCUUCCCCUUGAAGAAGGUGCCAGUCGGGAAAGGAUGGCUUAGGAACCAUGGGGUACGCACUGAGGCGGUACUUCCACUUCUGCUGCUGGAAUCCGUUGCUUCUCUGUCUUCUCUGUUGAUUUUCAGGUCCCUGGUGAGAGCAGACAGUUGCAAUCUGCCCCCGGCCGAAUCUGCAGCCUCUAGGGGAGCUCUCUUUGGAAACAAGUGACUCAAAGCUGAGCAAGCUGCUCCCGUGGAAGAGCCUGUUGUCCGUCCUCUACUCUAGAGGCCAUUGCAGUGUUCCAGCCUGCAAGCCCGGGUCAGCCCUGUCGCCGUCAGGAGAGACGGCAGAGCAAGUCCGGGUCAGCCCUGCCUGGAAUCUCCCUCUGGGCCCUGCUGUAAGACAGCAUCCCUGGAGCACGGCAGAACCAGGGAGCACGUUCUUGCCCUGAAGGGGCCUCCACAUCCGCACGGCCUCCUUUCCCCCCAUCAUCAGGACUGCACGGGCGGGGGGCCCUCAGCUUUCCCAGCCAGCUCAUCUGCGCUCACACCUGCGUCCUUGUAGGAAAGGGUCCUCGCGUGUCCGACCGGAGCCCCUCCCUGUGGCAGUACUCAGGUUGCUAUUGGAUUGUGGUUCGUGAUGUUCACGCACACGUGAGAGAAAAACAGAGAGAUGCACCUUCCCCGGGGCCCAGUCAUGUCGGGAUCCCUUCCUCCAGCUCCUCGGCGUACUGCGGCCUAUACAGGAAGCGGCCAUCGAGCUCCGUCAAAUGGAAACAUUGCCCUCAUGUGCAGUAACUUUCCCAGCCCCGAGUCCUGGGUGCUGUCUCCCGAAUGGGCCGAGAGGAGAGCAAGCGUCAAAACUCCGUGUCCGGGUUAGAAAGUGCCUUCUGUCGGUGCCCAGCCCCAGGUCCCCCAGUCAUCCCAUUGGGACCAACCGCCUAACUACGUUUUCUUGUCAAGAAGUCUCCAUCAGGCUUUCGAAUUUAUUUAGAAUUCACUCCUUCCUUCCUUCCUUCCUUCCCGUGUCCCCACUCUGCCGAGCACUGUUGUACGUCAACUCCUCGUGAGCUGGUUUCUCAAAUCUGGCCAGUUCUGGGUGCACCAGCCACAGAAAGCUCAUGCCUGUCCCUCCAAGGCCCAGCCUUUGGGAAGUGGAGAUCUCACCGAGAUAGGGCCACCUCGCCAACUCCAUGAAGCUGGCUGGAAAGCCCACCAACCCAGCACACAGCUCGGGUGUGCCCACGCUGCUCCUGCACACCUACUGGCUUCCGGUUCAGCCGGUUGGAGCCCUGGACAGGAAGUCAGAAAAUGUAUGAUCCCAGCCCUGCCACUUAGAAACGGCGCUUCAACAGCACCUCUGCCUUGACUUCCUGUCCUUGAGAGAAGGAUGCGUGGGCUAGCCCCUUAGCAUGUUGGUUGAAUGUUGUGGAUCCCAUGUGGCCAGCCUGGGUUUAUAUCCUGACCCUGUUGGCUUAUGGAACACACUGGGCAUGUGUGUGUGCCCCAAAUUCUGACGAGAUGGACAAGAAUGGAUUGUGAGGUGACCACACCUCAUUGGGGACUCUCUUGCUUUCUGGCAUGUUCACGUGCCCUUUGGCAAUAAAAAAUACAGAAGUACCGAUAGCAUUCCCAGUGUAGCCUGCUUUCUGAGAAUGUGAGGAUGUAAAAGGAUGCAGCUUCUGCCUGGCCCUUGCACUCCGGGGAUGCUCACCCUACUGAAGCAGGCCAGCUUGAGGUUAGCAGGACUGCAGCCAUUCUGAAAUGAAGAAAGGCCUCUAAGAACCAUCUGACCAAGCGCCGAGUCAUGGGGAGAGCUGUUGGAGGAAUGGUCCGACGCGAAGCUGAGUGGCCAUUGAAGUGAAACGGGAGUCGGCCUAGUUACUCAGGGGUAGCACUCAGUUCUGUUCAUUGUAGUGAGAAAUGAUUUGCACAAGCUUGUCUCUUGUAUCCGUAAGUACUGAGAACAUGUAGAGCUUUCUGAGAAUUUAGUGGUGCUUCUUGUCUCCCUGUAACCGGUUUCAGAAAUAAACUCCUUUUUCCAGCC